Messenger RNA from Phlebotomus papatasi, 914 nucleotides. RefSeq names its product adenylate kinase isoenzyme 1 (gene Ak1). Gene Ontology annotation, biological process: nucleoside triphosphate biosynthetic process. The transcript is spliced from 4 exons. Gene Ontology annotation, molecular function: AMP kinase activity; ATP binding. Bases 233 to 826 code for a protein of 197 amino acids. Gene Ontology annotation, cellular component: cytoplasm; cytosol. NCBI's taxonomy places the organism in Eukaryota, Metazoa, Arthropoda, Insecta, Diptera, Psychodidae. The record is from RefSeq and is a predicted model, not a curated record.
CACGACAUAGAAUAAAAUUUAUUUAGACCAAUUAUUGUUUUGCGUGGUUAUUUAUAAACGCACGAAAAAACAUUCGUGAAGUCAAAUCAGCUCAUAACAUACUUCUCAUUAGUUUAGAGACUUUCGUCUUUAGCAGUUGGGUACCGGGAAAAUUGUUGAGUUUUGAGAAAAAAUUGUGUAGAACAUUGAGUUAUCAACAUCUUUGGUGAAUUUGUGGAAUAUUACGGUAGCAAUGGGUAAGGAGUUCAAAGUUCCAAUUGUGUGGAUCCUUGGGGGUCCAGGAUCCGGCAAAGGCACCCAAUGUGAUAAGAUUGUGGCAAAGUAUGGCUUUAGUCACUUCAGUACGGGAGAUCUCUUGCGCGAAGAAGUGGCCUCUGGGUCAGAUCUUGGGAAGGAAUUAGCAGCAUUGAUGUCUCGUGGAGACUUGGUGCAGAAUGAGCAUGUUCUGGCUUUGCUAGAAAAGGCCAUGAGCAAGGUUGCAGGGUCAACGGUUGGCUAUCUGAUUGAUGGGUAUCCCAGAGAAAAGUCUCAGGGCGCCGCUUUUGAACAGACUAUCGGUCCAGUCGAUCUCAUUCUAUAUUUAGAAUGCGCUGAGGAGACAAUGGUACAACGAAUUCUAUUUCGUGCCUCCCAAAGUGCUCAAGUUCGAGCAGAUGACAACGAAGCCACAAUUAAAAAUCGUAUUCAUAUUUUUCACACAAACACCGAAGAAAUUCUCUCACAGUAUGGUGAUAAAGUUAAACGGGUUCCCGCUGAUCGUUCUAUCGAUGAGAUUUUCAGCGAUGUUACUAAAUAUUUAGAUGAAUUGUUGGCCUCAAAGAAAUAAUAGAUGUUCGCUUCUCAACUGUUUACUCUCUCACGCAAAAGCAAAAAUGACUUCAUGAUGUACAAUUAAAAUGUUCAACUAAAUUCAA